Molecule: messenger RNA, 2433 nt
Organism: Rhizoctonia solani
Lineage: Eukaryota; Fungi; Basidiomycota; Agaricomycetes; Cantharellales; Ceratobasidiaceae
Exons: 10
Coding region: 1-2433 (810 amino acids)
Source: RefSeq, a predicted model, not a curated record
AUGAGACUCGACACUAGCUUUCUCGUUGGCGUCUGGCUCGAGGCAUUGGUCUAUGGUGUCUAUGUUGCCGCAUUCGCUGUCUGUCUGCGUCUCUUCCGCACCCAUGCUCCUGUUGUCGGCCGUGCCCUGCCCAUAUGGCUCGGUGCUCUCUUUGUGCUAGCGACGGCCCACUGUGCACUCUCGCUCAGUGCCAUGCUCGAUGCGUUUGUGCGAGUGAUCUACACUGGCCCCGUUGCCUCUCCCCCGGCUCCCACAUUCUCUCCUGCCCCAAGCGGUGUUCCUCGGCCUCCCCCACAGCAAAUGCCAUAUCAAUACCGUGAUGCCACCCGACCUAUGCUCUUGUAUCGCCUCCUCGUCAAGUACCGCUACCGAUUCAUUUGGGUCGUCGGUCCAACACUCUUGACCAUUGGCUCCUUUGUCAUCUCGAUCAUCAUCGUUGUAAAAUACGCCCAUAUUGAUCUGACCGUCAAUUACGAGACGCUGCAGAAGCAACUCGACGCUCUCAACCUGUGGGUCCCACCCGUAUACGCCAUUUCCUUUCUCGCAAAUCUUUCGAUAACGGCACUCAUGAUGGUCAAGACUUCAUUUGGAGCGCCCAGAUUAAAUAACAAUUCUCUCCCGGCCUUUGCUACCCGCCGAAGACACACCCACCGCACGACGCUCAGCGCUGAUGAUGGCUACGUAUUCGACAUUGACGAGCGCACCGCCCGAUGGGCUCUCUUCGCGGGACUCGUCGAAUCCGGUGCAUUGGCUCCGGUGUUCAUGUUGGCCGCAUUGAUUCUGUACGUCGCCCAGGAUGCACAAGAGACGCUUCUCGUUCCGAUGCUGGCACCCCUCGCCGCACUCAUCCCCACGCUCCAGAUUAUCCAGCUCCAGCUCGGACUGGACAGCGAUGCCCGGAACCGGCCCGUCUCCAAGGCGUGGUCCGAGUUUGACGAGCACGGCUCGGGACAGGGGAGGAGUCCGUAUUUAGUCCCUGCCCCCCGGUACCAUGAUAGUUCCUCGGACGAAGACGAGGAGGAGGGAGUGGUGGAUGGUGCCGCUGGGGAGAGGCUGGGUUGGCUCGGGGAGGGGAAAAGUCCCGACGGCCCAAUUCGGGAUCGGCGCGAGGAAUAUGUGGGCUUGGCGGGGCGUACGUCUGGCUCUGGUUCUGGUUCUGGUUCUGGCUCUGGGUCCGGUUCGGGUUCGGGUUUUGGAUCUGGAUCUGGAUCUGGACGGGGCUCGCAUGCGCACUCUAAUUCUCAAUCGAGCGGACGGACCGAGCCAUUUAGGGCGGCUGGGGAGAACGAAGCCAAGGCUCGUAAUGCGGAUGGAGACGAGGACGUUUGGGAACGUAUCAAGCUGGACGACUCUAAACCUUUCAUCCCCGAACCAAACCCAGUCCCUGCCCCGGUUCCUGUCCCUGCCCCCGCCCCCGCCCCGGCUCCCGCAAAACGCAGGAGCACGCUCCGAAAAAACAGCAUUUCCAAAGACAUGAUCUCCAAACCCGUCCCGAUCGCUGCCGACUUUCCCCCCACGACUGCCAACCUGCCGAGCACGACCAUUGUCCCCGCCCUUCCGAACUUUACCAUCAACGCCGAAACGGGCGUCACGGCCCAGAGUGGCGGCGGCGGCGGAGGCGGGGGUAACGCUAUUGCGAGAAACUCCUCUACGGGGCCGGAGCACAAGUAUCAUUACCGCGUUCGCCCGCGCGAAAAGACUGCGAGUCCGCUGGCUGCGUAUCUGAGCGCCCAGGCGCUCGCGCAGAGCACGUCCCAAGUGGACGAGCGAGAGAGGCUGUAUCACCAUCACCAUCACCAUCAGUCGCCACAUCUUCUUCACCAUCAGGCGCCACCAUCUUCGUCCGGGCAUCAACAGCCCGCAUCGUCGACUAGCCAUUUAAUGUCCCUUCCUUCGACGACUCCCACGUCUCCGGCCUCGGGCUUCACUUCCCUGAACCCCCAUUCGGCAAGUCGGAAUCCGUUUAGAUACGACGGCCAGUCCGAGUCGUAUCAUCCGCAAUCGAUGCACAAGCCUUCCUAUUCGGACGUUCGGCGCGGAGAACCGGGUGCAAGUGGAAGUUUGGGCACAAGCGCAGGUGCAGACACAACCGGCGGGAUCGGGAUCGGGCUCGAAGGUCCGCGCCGCGCUCCCCUGACCGUUCCCUUCCCGACAAGCGAGCCCGAGACGACGUUGCCGCGAUGGACGCCCAUGCCAGGUGCCCCGCGCAUCGUCGGCCUCGAUACGUUCUUCCCGCCUGGCCGUCCCGGGCGACACGGAGAUGUCGUGGAUGUCGAGCGCGACGUCUCGCCUGCGCCUGGCCUCAAACGGGACUAUACGCUUGCGAGGGAAGAAGUGUUGAGGCGGAUGCAAAUGGAUAAAGGUGCGAUGUCGGAUGAUGAGAGUGUGUAUAGCACGCAGUUGUUGGCGAAUGUGGGUGUUAGGAGAGGGUAG